UGGCGGUGCCGGGCGGGAGCCGCCGCGCUCCCGGUAGCCAUAGCGGCGGCGCUGCCUGCAGUGACGGGAGCAGGCGGGGGGGGGCGGACAAAGGGGGCCCGAGCCCGCACCUCAGCGGCCCCGGAGGAAUUGCCAAAAUGCUUUGGAAUUCUUAAACGCUUCAAAACCUGAAGUCUCUGAGGAUACAAAACCAUAAGAACCCAAGAAGCAGCAAGGAGGAUUCAGUGCCAAUGCAGCAACAAAAAAGACAGCCAGAGUUAGUGGAAGGAAAUCUUCCUGUUUUUGUUUUUCCUACAGAACUUAUAUUUUAUGCAGAUGACCAGUCAACACACAAGCAGGUGUUGACUCUAUAUAACCCCUAUGAGUUUGCCUUAAAAUUCAAAGUUCUUUGUACAACUCCAAGCAAAUAUGCGGUGGUUGAUGCUACUGGUGCAGUGAAGCCUCAGUGCUGUGUUGAUAUCGUGAUCCGUCACCGAGAUGUUCGGGCUGCUUACUUUGGUGUGAUAGAUAAAUUCCGUCUCCAAGUGUCUGAGCAGAGCCAGAGGAAAGCAUUAGGGAAAAAGGAGAUUAUUGCAACUCUGCUUCCAUCUGCAAAGGAACAACAACAGCAAAAGGAAGAGGAGGAGAAACGAAUAAAAGAACACCUGGCUGAAAGUGUCUUUUUUGAGCAGACUUUGUGUCAACCAGAAAACAGAACUGCCUCGUCGGGACCUAGUUUACUAACAGUCUUCCUAGGAAUAGUGUGUAUUGCAGCACUAAUGCUACCUACAUUGGGGGAAGCGGAAUCCCUGGUGCCUCUCUACCUCCGCUUAAGUGUGAAUCAAAAGUUAGUAGCUGCUUAUGUUUUAGAUUUGAAGAACAGUCUCACUAAACUCAAUUCUCCUGUCCCACUACCUGGCAGAAAUGAGGAGUUACAGCAAACGAGCUAGGCAGCUUCAGACUGAUAGCUAGAGGUGAGGUAGUGGUGGGAAAAGACCCAAGUUCAUGGUGGUUCAUACACACACUGAGUUCACUGACUGACUCCUGCAAGUCAGUCUGCUGAAACAGUUGGAAACCUCACUUGUUGCUCUUUGCCUGAGCCACUGGUGGUGUACUCUCAGACCUUGCACUAAUUCCUGCUGUGUUUUUAUCUCUAGUUUUGAAAAUGACUCCAGUUUCUGCUGGUGCCAACAACAGCUUUAAACCAUUUGGCUUUAUAUGUUUGCAACAGGUUGACCUGUUUGUAGCUUCACUAUAAAGUUCUUACAGGUUUUGAUUCCUGUGGUAGCAGCACUUUUAGUGUUCAUGAAAAGGUUCUUUAUGUGCAACUCUUCUUGUGUACGAAGUUGAGUGCUCUUGAGAAGAUGAAACCACUUUCUUUGCACCAAAGCACAACUGCCUUGUGUGGCUUUAAUUGAAAAGGGAGGUUAAUGCCCAUCAACUGGGCCUUAGAGCUGAGAAGUAUUUGCUUUACAGCAAUGAGUUAAACCCUUUAUGGCCUGAAAGUCCCUCUACAAGUGGUACGGGCUGUCCUGUAGCACCUUCCAGAAGCCUCUGUUACUGCUCUGUGAUGAUUUAGGUGAUCCAGGCUAAGGCCUACAGCAGUUGUGGCAGUACCAACUGUCCAAGCUAACACAGACCUUAAGCAAUAGCUGACCUGUAAUUCCUCUUCAGUGGGGGCAUUGCUUAUCUCAUGGAAGGCAGUGUCAGAGCUCUGCUCUGCCCUGCUUCCACCUUCAAACCGUUACCAAAUCAGUGAGUUCAAUUGCUGUGUAGUGGCAGGACAGUAAAAUAGUCUCAGAAAUGUCUUCAUCUGUGGUAGGAGAGAUGUGUAGGCUUCAGCUGAGCUCUGCAGUGAAAGGCUGUUCCAUGAACACCAUCUGAGCCUGCAGGAGAGGAACAUUGCCCAAGAACUGAUAAAUUACCAGUUGGAUGUCGUGUCAGGCUGGAAUUGAAGGAGCCCUCAUGUUUUCCAUACACCUCUUCACCUAGAGCAAUAUAAAUCAUGGCUAAGAACUUGCAGAGUUGUACUUUUUCCUGUAUCAGCACAUAACUAAAGUGAACUUCUCACUGUGCCAUAAGUAGGUUUAUGAGCCCCACGUUUCCUGCUUUCAUCUGGGUUUAAUUGCUUUUAACCUCUAUCAGCACAGUUCUGUUUUGCUUUCCUCCCUCCUAAAGGUCACAACAAAGAGUCUGUAGGAAGCUCCCAGUGCAGACUGACAAGGAAGCUUCACAUCUUUGUCUAGAACUGGUCUUUGAUCAGCUCUUCUGCACAGAGCAGAAACAACAGCCUGGAGCCUUCAGCUGAUCUGCCUGACUGCUGAGUCAGCAUUUGAAUGGCACUGCCCCCAGGAAAACUGGGGCUUGGGUGCUGGUGUUAAGACUUGCCCCAGUCAAAAGCUCAAGGUUGAGCUUGUCCAGGGCUGAGCUCAGUCAUUGUUUGGAUUAUUUAGAGCUGCUUUGACAUUUAGGUACCAGCUACGCUGCACUUGAGUGUCAGCCUUUGUAAGCAGUUUGUGACUCCAUCAACUAGGAGCAAUCCUUCUACUAUUUAAAUGAAGUGUACAUACAACCUCUGCAUGUAUCUAUGCACUUUCACCUUAUUUUCUGGCCUGUGACAGGGUAAAGUGUCUAUUUGAAAUGUUUUAUUCUGUGAAAUUAAAGCAUUUAGUUGUUCAUU
Messenger RNA from Strigops habroptila (Kakapo), 2659 nucleotides. It is a transcript of the gene MOSPD1, whose product is annotated as motile sperm domain containing 1. The transcript has 6 exons. The record is from RefSeq and is a predicted model, not a curated record. Gene Ontology annotation, cellular component: cytoplasm. The coding region runs from base 231 to 929 and encodes 232 amino acids. NCBI's taxonomy places the organism in Eukaryota, Metazoa, Chordata, Aves, Psittaciformes, Psittacidae.